Molecule: messenger RNA, 1903 nt
Organism: Lactuca virosa
Lineage: Eukaryota; Viridiplantae; Streptophyta; Magnoliopsida; Asterales; Asteraceae
Source: the annotation of a GenBank genome assembly
CACGUGGAGUUUGUCUGUGGCGCAUCGAACCACCGCGACAUACUCCGUACGAAUCGCCUUCACCCUUCAGCAGUUCAGCUCUUUUAACAAAGUAACACCAAUUUUAAAAACACACCAAGGGUUUCGAGUUUCCACUCAUUCAAACAAAUCCCAUUACAAUGUCGAUGCUUCGAUUCUGCAAUCAAAUAAGGAACAAUGCUCCUCAUUCCUUAAGAUUCUCAAGGUUCAUUAAUUCACUGCAAUUUGCAACUGUCAAAGCUGAAGAGAUAUCAGGCUCUCAGCCUGCUGAAGUACAAAGUUUGGUUCAGGGGAAAUGGAUACAAGAUGGGAAUUGGAAUACAAUUUUGGAUCCUCUGAAUGGGGAAUCAUUCAUCAAAGUUUCAGAAGUAGAUGAAAGUGGAAUAAAGCCUUUUGUAGAAAGCUUAACUAAAUGCCCUAAACAUGGCCUUCAUAACCCAUUCAAAUCCCCAGAGAGAUAUCUUUUAUAUGGAGAUGUAUCCGCAAAAGCAGGACAUCUUCUUUCAACACCUGAGGUUUCUGAUUUCUUUACCAAGUUAGUACAAAGAGUCUCACCAAAGAGUUAUCAGCAGGCUUAUGCUGAAGUUUAUGUUACAGCAAAGUUUCUUGAGAAUUUCUCAAGUGAUCAGGUACGUUUUCUUGCAAGAUCUUUUGGAGUACCUGGGAAUCAUCUUGGUCAACAAAGUCAUGGUUUCCGUUGGCCUUAUGGCCCUGUGGCGUUAAUUACACCAUUUAAUUUUCCUCUAGAGAUUCCUGUACUCCAGCUAAUGGGAGCACUUUAUAUGGGAAACAAGCCUGUUCUUAAAGUUGAUAGCAAAGUAUGCAUUGUAAUGGAGCAAAUGCUUCGAUUACUCCAUGCUUGUGGGAUGCCUAUGGAAGAUGUUGACUUCAUCAAUUCUGAUGGAGGAACAAUGAACAAACUACUUUUAGAAGCAAAUCCACGAAUGACACUCUUUACGGGUAGCUCAAGAGUAGCAAAUAAGUUGGCUUAUGAUUUAAAUGGUCGAGUUAAAUUAGAAGAUGCAGGAUUUGACUGGAAGAUCCUUGGCCCUGAUGUUCAUGAGGUGGAUUAUGUUUCAUGGGUUUGUGAUCAAGAUGCGUAUGCUUGUAGUGGUCAAAAGUGCUCAGCACAAUCAUUGUUAUUCGUGCACGAGAAUUGGGGAAAAACCUCAUUCAUGCAUCAAUUAAGCACUCUUGCUGGUAGGAGGAAGCUUGAUGAUUUGACUAUUGGCCCUGUUCUUACAUUCACAACAAAAGCAAUGCUGGACCACAAGAACAAUUUGCUUAGGAUUCCAGGGGCAAAGUUACUAUUUGGUGGUGAAGAAUUGGAAAAUCAUUCGAUUCCUUCAAUAUAUGGUGCGAUAAAACCAACAGCUAUUUUUGUUCCAAUUGAACAAAUACUAAAGAAAGAACAUUAUGAGCUUGUUACUAAGGAAAUAUUUGGCCCAUUCCAGAUUAUCACCGAGUAUAAAGACAGCCAAAUCCCAAUGGUGUUGGAAGCCCUUGAAAAGAUGCAUGCACAUUUAACCGCUGCUGUGGUCUCUAAUGAUCCGUUGUUUAUUCAGGAUAUUUUGGGGCAUACGGUUAAUGGAACUACUUAUGUUGGGCUUAGAGCAAGAACUACCGGAGCACCACAGAAUCAUUGGUUUGGACCUGCUGGAGAUCCAAGAGGUGCGGGAAUAGGAACUCCUGAAGCGAUAAAACUUGUGUGGUCUUGUCAUAGAGAAGUCAUAUAUGACCAUGGACCAGUUCCAAACAACUGGCAAAUCCCACCUUCUACUUGAGUCAAUUCAAUGCUGCUUCAGUUAUAAUCUUAACAUGACCAUGUGUUCUUUCAAGGUUUUGAUUUUUAAAUUAAUUAACAUCAACAUAUGGCCAUCGGGUU